Erpetoichthys calabaricus (reedfish) is the source of this 1283-nucleotide messenger RNA. RefSeq names its product centromere protein O (gene cenpo). The record is from RefSeq and is a predicted model, not a curated record. Gene Ontology annotation, cellular component: kinetochore; Mis6-Sim4 complex. Lineage: Eukaryota; Metazoa; Chordata; Cladistia; Polypteriformes; Polypteridae. The coding region runs from base 85 to 984 and encodes 299 amino acids. The transcript is spliced from 7 exons.
GGGUUUUUUGUAACGCCAGUAGUACAGCAGGGCUCGCGAAGAGCGCAUUCGUUUGAAAAGGAAAGUCCAGUAAACUGUCCAAGAAUGGAUGAUGCACGCAAUUACUUCAACGAAGGUAUUCUUGAUCAUUUAAAGUAUUUAGAAGAAAUAGCUCAAAAACUGUCCCAGAAACAGCAAAAGUCUAUGCAGGAGCAAAGUAGAUUAUUGAAGCAAAAGGAGGACAUUGUAAAGCUGAGGUCGUACCGAGAUUCUCUUCGAAGUAAGCUUGCACAGAGACAGAUUACUGAAGCAUCCAUAAAUAUCAACCAAGAAGGAAAUCCAGAGCAAAAUCCAGUGUCCGAUUCAGAAGUAUCUGCUCAAUGGAACAAAGUUUCAGAGUUGCAGAACAUGUGCUCCAUCUACCAGAUGACUGGUGGAUGGAGUGUGGAGGAAUCAAAGCUGAAAAAGAGCCUUCAUUGUAGUCUCAUAACAGCUUAUGAAGGUGAAUUCUUGGAAACUUACUACAUGGACAUUUCCAUUUCUCAGCCAGUAACAAUCAAUCGUCACAAUUUACCACGUUGUAUUCAACUAGAACCUCUUGAAAAACAACAUCUCCAAAGCAACAUACAAAUGUUCUUCUAUUUGAUUCGCAAGCACCUUAAUGCCUAUGAAGGUAGGAGGUAUCAAGUACAACAGAUACAGGAGCAAUUUAUGGAUACUGUGGCUGUUGUAAAGAAUUCUUUGUACAGUGUGAUCAGCCUAAGUUACAGCUUCCUUUGUGAAGCAGUGGUGCAUCCAUUUGUCGUAUCUCUGGAAUAUGCUGACACUGAAAGCUGUCUACCUACCAGUGUCCAUGUUGACAGGACAGAUGCUGAUUCUACUCCUGUGGAAAAAGAGAAGUCCGAGCAUCACUCACUCUUCCUGCAGUCACCAGCACACAAAGUCUUGCAAAGUGUCAAAGCUGGACUGGUGAAGUCUAAUUCAGCAUUAUCUGAUCACAAAUAAAGACGACUUGUAAUCUAAAGAAAUAUUACUCAUUGAUGCAUUAGUCUUGUAAAGAACUUAAAGAAAAAAUAAAUGUUCACUCCAAACUAAAUACUUAAUGAUUUUUUUAACUUAUUCUGUUUUAAAGUUCAUCAAAAUUGUACCCUCGUAACUGUAUAAUCAAUACUGAAUUAUUGUUGUAUAGUAAAAAGAAUGGGGUAUGACAUGCGCCAAACUGGCACUAUACUCUUCUAUAUGAUACUUGUAUACAAGGCAUUCUGUAAUUAAAUUACAAUAGGUAAUCCUGAACAUUUCAUCAA